UAAAUAUAGCUCCACAUAGCAGCAACCGAAGCUGACGUCUUGCCGUACGAAACGUGUGUUUCGGGCAGCGAGAUGCGGUUAAAUGUUGGCGUUAGCACAGAGGAGUGAAAACCGAGCGAGCGAGACGUGGUUGUGACGGUGUCGUCCAAGUCACAACUUCCCCACUGACCUUACUCGGACUUAGGGGGAUUUUGGGAGGGUUGAAGGAAUCACCCCCAAAAUGGAGCUCGGCGACGGAGCAGCGGUGGGCAGCGACGACUCGCUCAACUUCUCCCACUCGAACUUGAACAUUUUCACCGCGUACUGCGUCAGCGACGAGAAGAAAAGAGACACCAAACACCUCUACCUGAACAACAACCGGCUGUGCUCGCUGCCCUCUUCGGUGACCCACUUCGCCAACCUCAAGUUGCUGGACAUCAGCAACAACAACCUGUCGGCCAUCGGCGAGGACAUCACGCGGCUAGCUCAUCUCAGGACGCUCAUAGCCAAGAACAACCGCCUGAACGAGUUCUCACUGCCCAAGGGCUUCUCCUCCAUGCAGCUGGAGGUGUUGAACUUCAGCGGGAACUGCUUCGAGGAGAUCCCGCUGCAGUGCACCAAGCUCCGGCGUCUUCAGUCACUAUCACUCGGCGGAAACCGACUGAAAAGUAUCCCCGCCGGGAUUGAAAACCUAACCAGUCUGGAAAUGUUGUAUCUGGGUGGCAACUUCAUCUCGGCCAUUCCCACUGAGGUUGCCAACUUGCCCUACCUGAGCUACUUGGUGCUGUGUGACAACUGCAUUCAAAGCGUCCCGCCGCAGCUCACCCGGCUCCGCUCGUUGCGCUCGCUGAGCCUCCACAACAACCUGCUCACGUACCUGCCCCGGGAGAUCGUGAGCCUGGUGCACCUGCAGGAGCUCAGCCUCCGCGGGAACCCGCUGGUGGUGCGCUUUGUCAGGGAGCUGAUGUACGACCCCCCCUCGCUGCUGGAGCUGGCCGGGCGCACCAUCAAGAGCAGAAAUGUCCCCUACUCGCCGCCAGACUUGCCCUCCCACCUGCUCAAGUACUUGAACCUGGCCAGCAAGUGCCCCAACCCCAAAUGUGCCGGCGUCUACUUCGACUCGUGCGUGCGCCACAUCAAGUUCGUGGACUUCUGCGGCAAGUACCGGCUGCCGCUCAUGCACUACCUGUGCUCGCCCGAGUGCACCACGUCGCCAUGCAACUCCAACCCGCAGAGCGACGCCGAGUCGGAGGACGAGAACAGCGUGCCCGCCGACCGCCUCCAGAGGGUGCUGCUGGGCUAGGACCGUACCGCCUCCAUUGUGCAGUCCCUACAUGUACGCCAUUACGCACAAUUUCUACUUCUAGUAUACACAUCUAGUGCAGAUUUAAAGGGAACAUAUAGUGCAUUGUUUUCACAAUUUAAAACGAUUCCGUUGUCUCCUAAUUAGGGCCUGACCGAUAUGGAAUUUUCUUUCAGGCCGAUUUUAAUAUUUGGCAGAGUGACAUUCCAAUAACCGAUUAAUCGGGUGAUUAAUUUGAAAAAUAUGUAAUAAAUAAACUAAUUUCUAUUUUGGUCACUUAACGCCUCCAACAAUAAAGAUGAAUUACAGGUAGAACAUUUGACUGAAUUUACUGAAUUUGGCUGCCCUUUAGUAAUUACUUAACUUUACAAUAAUUGUAAUAUUUUUUUUGAAUGCCAUUGUGUUUAUCUUUUGUUGUGAUGUGUUUUUUUUGUAUAUAAAAAAAGAAAUGCAUAAAAAAAAAAAAAUAGGCCGAUUUGAAUAGGGUUACUAUUGGCAUAAUAAAUCGGCUGGCCGAUUAAUCGGUCAGGCCCAAGUCUUAAUCGCAGGCCUUUGAGUUGCUUUUGUCAGAAGAAAUUAUGCUUGUAAAAUUGGCUGAAGUUGGGGGGGGGGGAAAAAUCAGUACAGAUUUUCUGGCAAAACAUUUUUUUUUUUAGCAAGAAACAUGAGGUCGACUCUUUGGUUUAGUAAAAAUAAAUGGGCCGGAUGUGUCCCCUGGGCUUUGAUUUUGAAACCCUCGAUGUAGUUUUACCCCGGCACGUAAAAGAUUUACUUAGUUGUGUAGUUUCGCACUUGAUGGGCGGGCAGGCAGUCCACACAACGAUUAAACACCACAAGCACUUAAAAAGUGUAUUUCCCAUAAUAUGUCCUCUUAAAAUUCUAUUAGGUGAUCUCAGCAGGCUGCAAAUUUUCGGCAAACGCUCGUAAAUGAAAUGUGCCGCUUAUCUGACUUUCAUGACAUUCUAAACGAAAAUGUGUUAUGUUCGAGGAUGCUUACAUGACAUAGUGAUGCAAUCGUGGUAGUUUUUAAAUCAGAAUUUCUACUUUAUGAGCGCUAAAAUGUAUCGUAGCCUUAACAGGGAGCUUUUCAAAUCUCCUGCGUUACGAUGUUAGACGUGCGAAUGUUACAGUGGCACCUAAACCACAAUAAUAAUAUCGUCUUUCUAAUGUCUUUUCAAUAUCGUUGUGUAUGUCCAGCAAUGUAAUAUAUGCACCCUGAAAUGUGACAAGAUUACUAGGAAUUAUUUUUUAUUUUCGUAUUAUCACAGAAAAUGUAUUUCUAACCUUUUUUCAUAACUGCUUUUAUACCAAUCAUCAUUUUACAAAAAUAAAUGAACUCUACUUAUUUUAUGAACCUGGAGUGUAGCUUGCACUUAAACAGAAAAUGUAUGUACAGUACUUUAAUUUGUUUAUGAUAACAAUAAUAAAAGACAUGUUUACUUGUU
Phyllopteryx taeniolatus (common seadragon) is the source of this 2727-nucleotide messenger RNA. It is a transcript of the gene lrrc58b, whose product is annotated as leucine rich repeat containing 58b. Bases 221 to 1282 code for a protein of 353 amino acids. The record is from RefSeq and is a predicted model, not a curated record. The transcript is spliced from 4 exons. Gene Ontology annotation, molecular function: protein binding. NCBI's taxonomy places the organism in Eukaryota, Metazoa, Chordata, Actinopteri, Syngnathiformes, Syngnathidae.